UUCUAGGUAAUUGUCAUUGUCUUCAAAGUAAACCUAUAUCUCUUCUUUUCCAAUCUAGAUUCUCUAUAUAUAUAAAAGAGACUCGAGAAACAUAUAACUCUACAAACCAAAACAAAAGAACUAAGGUCAGAAGAAAGUUAGAUUCUGAUCUGCUCAUAAUUAAGAAGAGAACAAAUGAAGAAUCCGAUGAUGAAGACAUGGAAAAAAAUGAAGUCUUUUGGGCAUAAGAGCUCUUCAAGCACGCCUUCAAUAAUCACCAAGAGCAAGUCUUGGAAUGGCUCUGUUCAUCUCGAGAAUGCUGAGAACAUCGAAUCAACAGGAAAUAUCAAGAAAAAGUCGCCGCCGCCUCCGCCACACGGGUGUUUCACAGUUUACGUGGGUCCCACGAAACAGAGGGUCGUGGUGAAAACGAAAUUGUUGAACCAUCCUUUGUUCAAGAACUUGUUAGAAGAAGCAGAGACUGAAUAUGGAUAUAGAUGUGAUGGGCCCAUUGUUCUUCCUUGCAAGGUUGACUUCUUCUUCAAAGUUUUGGCUAAUAUGAGGUCUAACGGUGAUGAGUAUGAUGAAGAUGAUGAUGAUGAUGAUGGAAUGAUGAAUCCUCCGAUCUGCGGUUUGGGUAGUCCCUACAGAUGUGCUGGUCUCGAUUCCAUGGGCGUGAGACGUAGCGACUCGUACAAGCUUCUUCGAUCUCCAUCUUUGUUUAAAUUAAAAUAGAUUUUGAAAAGAUAAAAGAAUGAUUUUUAUUUUGUUUUUAUUUUUCUGUUCCAUAAUACUAGAUAUCUAAGUUCUUGUUCAUAGCAUUACCGUUUGCAUAUAAGUUUUAAGCUUGAGUAAAAAUGUGAGGGAAAAAAAAACGAACCCUUACGUUUCCGAAUCGCAACUAUUUGCUUAAAUUAUGUUCCAUUUGUUUUCCUAAGAUUUUAAUGUCUGGUUUUGUAUCUUAAUACAUGUGAGUGUUUUUGGAUGGCUCAAACUUUGAAUUACAGAAAUUAAUAAAAGCACUAAAUUUACUGAA
Raphanus sativus (radish) is the source of this 1015-nucleotide messenger RNA. RefSeq names its product auxin-responsive protein SAUR40-like. Lineage: Eukaryota; Viridiplantae; Streptophyta; Magnoliopsida; Brassicales; Brassicaceae. The record is from RefSeq and is a predicted model, not a curated record. Gene Ontology annotation, biological process: response to auxin. The coding region runs from base 175 to 714 and encodes 179 amino acids. The transcript has a single exon.